This is a messenger RNA of Trypanosoma rangeli, 306 nucleotides long. Its product is annotated as putative iron-sulfur cluster assembly protein. Gene Ontology annotation, biological process: iron-sulfur cluster assembly. Bases 1 to 306 code for a protein of 101 amino acids. Lineage: Eukaryota; Euglenozoa; Kinetoplastea; Trypanosomatida; Trypanosomatidae. The transcript has a single exon. Gene Ontology annotation, cellular component: mitochondrion; L-cysteine desulfurase complex. The record is from RefSeq and is a predicted model, not a curated record.
AUGUCCACUGCAACCCAGCAAUCCAUGGCGCGACUGCGCACGAAGAUGAUCCGCGCCGCGAAAACAUUUCCCGACUACAACUUUCGUAAUUAUUUUGUGCGCCACGUGAAGGACCAGUUCGCGGAGAUGGAGCGGUGGACUGUGGAGGAGCAGCGGCGCUUCCUUGCGCAGGAGGGCGCGGAAAAAUUGUAUGAAAUGCGGCGUAUGGCGCUUGUCAAUCGACUGUUUGCCACAACUCCGGUGUUUCUCGAAAAGCGUGCAUCCUCACACGUUACUGGUGUCGAACAGCAGACAAACGAGAAGUAA